Molecule: messenger RNA, 3771 nt
Organism: Knipowitschia caucasica
Lineage: Eukaryota; Metazoa; Chordata; Actinopteri; Gobiiformes; Gobiidae
Source: the annotation of a GenBank genome assembly
AUGCUGGGCUUGAGGGGGGACAGGGGGGGAUUCCAGGCCACAGUGUCUCAGGGGGAGCUACCUGCCCAGCCCCCCCAGGCCUGUGGCACUGUCACAACCACAGUUUAUUUUAGAGUGGCCUUCAUGGCUCGGCUGCAGGAGAGGAAGGAAGUUCAGUCCUAUUUUGAGUCGGCGUCGGCAAAAACAGCUGCACCAGAGACACCGCUGGACGAGACCGACCCGUCCUCACUCAGGAGCUCCGUCCUUACUCAGGAGCUCCGUCCUCACUCAGGUGCUCCGUCCUCACUCAGGAGCUCCGUCCUCACUCAGGAGCUCCGUCCUCACUCAGGAGCUCCGUCCUCACUCAGGAGCUCCGUCCUCACUCAGGAGCUCCAUCCUCACUCAGGUGCUCCGUCCUCACUCAGGUGCUCCGUCCUCACUCAGGAGCUCCGUGAGGACGCUCCUGAGUGCUCCGUCCUCACUCAGGAGCUCCAUCCUCACUCAGGAGCUCCAUCCUCACUCAGGUGCUCCGUCCUCACUCAGGUGCUCCGUCCUCACUCAGGUGCUCCAUCCUCACUCAGGUGCUCCGUCCUCACUCAGGUGCUCCGUCCUCACUCAGGAGCUCCGUCCUCACUCAGGAGCUCCGUCCUCACUCAGGAGCUCCAUCCUCUCACUCAGGAGCUCCGUCCUCACUCAGGAGCUCCGUCCUCACUCAGGAGCUCCGUCCUCACUCAGGAGCUCCGUCCUCACUCAGGUGCUCCGUCCUCACUCAGGAGCUCCGUCCUCACUGAGCUCCGUCCUCUCACUCAGGAGCUCCGUCCUCACUCAGGAGCUCCAUCCUCUCACUCAGGAGCUCCGUCCUCACUCAGGAGCUCCAUCCUCUCACUCAGGAGCUCCAUCCUCUCACUCAGGAGCUCCGUCCUCACUCAGGAGCUCCAUCCUCUCACUCAGGAGCUCCAUCCUCUCACUCAGGAGCUCCAUCCUCUCACUCAGGAGCUCCUUUCCUCACUCAGGAGCUCCGUCCUCACUCAGGAGCUCCAUCCUCACUCAGGAGCUCCAUCCUCUCACUCAGGAGCUCCGUCCUCACUCAGGUGCUCCGUCCUCACUCAGGUGCUCCGUCCUCACUCAGGUGCUCCGUCCUCACUCAGGAGCUCCAUCCUCACUCAGGAGCUCCGUCCUCACUCAGGUGCUCCGUCCUCACUGAGCUCCAUCCUCACUCAGGAGCUCCGUCCUCACUCAGGUGCUCCGUCCUCACUCAGGAGCUCCGUCCUCACUGAGCUCCGUCCUCACUCAGGAGCUCCGUCCUCACUGAGCUCCGUCCUCACUCAGGAGCUCCGAGCUCCGUCCUCACUGAGCUCCGUCCUCACUCAGGAGCUCCAUCCUCACUCAGGAGCUCCAUCCUCUCACUCAGGAGCUCCAUCCUCACUCAGGAGCUCCAUCCUCUCACUCAGGAGCUCCAUCCUCUCACUCAGGAGCUCCAUCCUCUCACUCAGGAGCUCAGUCCUCACUCAGGAGCUCCAUCCUCACUCAGGAGCUCCAUCCUCACUCAGGAGCUCCAUCCUCACUCAGGAGCUCCGUCCUCACUCAGGAGCUCCGUCCUCACUCAGGAGCUCCAUCCUCACUCAGGUGCUCCAACCUCUCACUCAGGUGCUCCGUCCUCACUCAGGUGCUCCGUCCUCACUGAGCUCCGUCCUCACUCAGGAGCUCCGAGCUCCGUCCUCACUGAGCUCCGUCCUCACUCAGGUGCUCCGUCCUCACUCAGGAGCUCCGUCCUCACUCAGGAGCUCCGUCCUCACUCAGGAGCUCCAUCCUCUCACUCAGGAGCUCCGUCCUCACUCAGGUGCUCCGUCCUCACUCAGGAGCUCCGUCCUCACUCAGGAGCUCCGUCCUCACUCAGGAGCUCCGUCCUCUCACUCAGGAGCUCCGUCCUCACUCAGGUGCUCCGUCCUCUCACUCAGGUGCUCCGUCCUCACUCAGGUGCUCCGUCCUCACUCAGGAGCUCCGUCCUCACUCAGGAGCUCCGUCCUCACUCAGGAGCUCCAUCCUCUCACUCAGGAGCUCCAUCCUCUCACUCAGGAGCUCCGUCCUCACUCAGGAGCUCCGUCCUCACUCAGGAGCUCCAUCCUCUCACUCAGGAGCUCCAUCCUCUCACUCAGGUGCUCCGUCCUCACUGAGCUCCAUCCUCACUCAGGAGCUCCGUCCUCACUCAGGAGCUCCAUCCUCUCACUCAGGAGCUCCGUCCUCAUCAGGUGCUCCGUCCUCACUGAGCUCCGUCCUCACUCAGGAGCUCCGUCCUCACUGAGCUCCGUCCUCACUCAGGAGCUCCGUCCUCACUCAGGAGCUCCGUCCUUACUCAGGAGCUCCGUCCUCACUCAGGAGCUCCGUCCUCACUCAGGAGCUCCAUCCUCUCACUCAGGAGCUCCGUCCUCUCACUCAGGAGCUCCGUCCUCACUCAGGAGCUCCGUCCUCUCACUCAGGAGCUCCGUCCUCACUCAGGAGCUCCGUCCUCACUCAGGAGCUCCGUCCUCUCACUCAGGAGCUCCGUCCUCACUCAGGUGCUCCGUCCUCUCACUCAGGUGCUCCGUCCUCACUCAGGUGCUCCGUCCUCACUCAGGAGCUCCGUCCUCACUCAGGAGCUCCGUCCUCACUCAGGAGCUCCAUCCUCUCACUCAGGAGCUCCAUCCUCUCACUCAGGAGCUCCGUCCUCACUCAGGAGCUCCGUCCUCACUCAGGAGCUCCAUCCUCUCACUCAGGAGCUCCAUCCUCUCACUCAGGUGCUCCGUCCUCACUGAGCUCCAUCCUCACUCAGGAGCUCCGUCCUCACUCAGGAGCUCCAUCCUCUCACUCAGGAGCUCCGUCCUCAUCAGGAGCUCCGUCCUCACUCAGGAGCUCCGUCCUUACUCAGGAGCUCCGUCCUCACUCAGGAGCUCCGUCCUCACUCAGGAGCUCCAUCCUCUCACUCAGGAGCUCCGUCCUCUCACUCAGGAGCUCCGUCCUCACUCAGGAGCUCCGUCCUCUCACUCAGGAGCUCUGUCCUCACUCAGGAGCUCCGUCCUCACUCAGGAGCUCCGUCCUCUCACUCAGGAGCUCCGUCCUCACUCAGGAGCUCCGUCCUCUCACUCAGGAGCUCCGUCCUCACUCAGGAGCUCCGUCCUCACUCAGGAGCCCCAUCCUCCGCUAGUUCAACAGGAGGUCACUGUGGCCGCUGCUGCUAAAAACAUCCGCAACCUUAUGGCGUCACUACCCAGAAUGCACUGCGACGUAAACAACAAUGGCUGCCUACGACUGGAGCCUGUGUGGCUCUCACCGUUACCUCUGGACCAGACUGGAGCCUGUGUGGCUCUCUGGACCAGACUGGAGCCUGUGUGGCUCUCACCGUUACCUCUGGACCAGACUGGAGCCUGUGUGGCUCUCUCCGUUACCUCUGGUCUGGACCAGACUGGAGCCUGUGUGGCUCUCUGGACCAGACUGGAGCCUGUGUGGUUCUCACUGUUACCUCUGGAUCAGACUGGAGCCUGUGUGGCUCUCUGGACCAGACUGGAGCCUGUGUGGUUCUCACUGUUACCUCUGGAUCAGACUGGAGCCUGUGUGGCUCUCUGGACCAGACUGGAGCCUGUGUGGUUCUCACUGUUACCUCUGGAUCAGACUGGAGCCUGUGUGGCUCUCACCGUUACCUCUAAACCAGACUGGAGCCUGAGAGACUUGGGUAACCUGCCCUCGGACCCUCCUCUUUCUCUGCCUUUGAUUUCCCAUACAUCAUCCCUCACCACAGAUGUACAGACACGGUGCUAG